AUGAUUGUUACUAGAAAAAUGACCUGCCUUUGCAGCCUCUGAAGAGUGUCGUCUGAUAAAGACAGUCUUUCCUCACAAUGAGAGAGAGAGAGAGAAGGAAGGACCUCUUUGAUUCCACUGAAGGCUUUCUUAGAACAUAAACCAGCUUUUGACCUUGAUCGAGAAAGAGCUUCUGAUGUCCUCAUGGCUGAGAGCAGUGCCGGAUUCCUGGAGAGAUCAUUGCAGAAAAUCCUGGAGGAGGAUGUUGUCAGCUCAGAUACACAACUCCAGAGCUUCAGGCGGUUCUCCUACAAAGAAGCGGAAGGGCCCCGAGAAGCUUGCAGCCGACUCCACCGUCUCUGCCGUCAGUGGCUGAAGCCAGAAAGGCACACCAAGGCUCAGAUCCUGGACCUGGUGAUCCUGGAGCAGUUCCUGGCCAUCCUUCCCCCGGAGAUGUCCCGCUGGGUGAGGGAAUGUGGAGCGGAGACCAGUUCCCAGGCGGUGGCCCUGGCCGAAGGCUUCCUCCUGAGCCAGGCAGAAGAGGAGCGGAAGGGAAAUGUGGACAUUCAGCCUGAUUUCUCAGUGACAGAGAAGGCGGCGCAGCCGGAGAGCAGACAGCAUCUUCUGCCAAGGGGGAACACGCCAGGCGGUGAAGGAGGUGCCAGUUUGCAGGGAGCUGGAAUGAUGCCAGUAGCAAGGACUCCGCCAUCUUCCCUUCCCUCGGAUGGAGAGGAACCCCAUCAGGUAAGCAGAAGGGCUAAACUGCAGUCCAUGAGUACAUCAAAUGCUCUCAUCCCAUCCCUGGGAAGAAUCAAGGGGGCAUUUGUUCCAGUUUUGCUUGUGUCCGAAUAUUUCCAAAACAAAAACCAUUAAGUGCUUUGUAUUUGGGAUUUCAGGAAAUUGAGAUAUUAAACAUGAGAGAAAUGAAAACUGAUGGAGUCACCCAUCCAGACCCCACAGCUUUGAGUGCUUAACUCUU
Pogona vitticeps (central bearded dragon) is the source of this 958-nucleotide messenger RNA. The record is from RefSeq and is a predicted model, not a curated record. Lineage: Eukaryota; Metazoa; Chordata; Lepidosauria; Squamata; Agamidae.